Messenger RNA from Apiotrichum porosum, 870 nucleotides. RefSeq lists its product as uncharacterized. The transcript is spliced from 3 exons. NCBI's taxonomy places the organism in Eukaryota, Fungi, Basidiomycota, Tremellomycetes, Trichosporonales, Trichosporonaceae. The coding region runs from base 1 to 870 and encodes 289 amino acids. The record is from RefSeq and is a predicted model, not a curated record.
AUGUCCACCCUCGUCCCAGGCCCCCACGACUCUUCCGAACAUGCCGCACUCGGCACGGCCGACAGCUUGCCAUCCAUGAACAAUGGGCACCUUGCCGAAAAGUCCUUGUUUACGCGUCUGAGCACCCAUCUGGCGGGCGACGUAGACUCCAAGCAGUGCAACGGCGUUAGCAUCUUUGCUUGUUUCCUCACUGGGUUCUCCAGUGCCAUUUCGUUUACGGCAUGCUACGUCUGGCCGGGAUUCCAAACCGGUAACGUGGCCCAGCUCGCCAUCGCCAUGGCACGCAACUUUGACCCCUCGCCGACUCGCACAAAUGGGUUCCAAAAGGGCGACCAGCAAGCGCUCACUGCGUUGAUCUCGUUCUGGCUCGGCACCAGCCUCGGACGGAUAGGCGAUAGGGUCGGCAACAAGCGGCGCUCGUGGCUGGUCAGUGCCGCACUUAUCCAAGUGCUGCUGGCUCUGACUAGUGCGCUUCUGGCGCACUUCUCGGGAGAAGGAGCUUAUGGCAUUAACCGAUCCACCCCCUCGUGGCGUACACCAAUGGGUAUGGCGGCCCUCGCCUUCCUGUCUUCAUCGCUCGGCCUGCAGGCAAUCGUGGGCAAGCGUAUCGGCUCGCCUAUGAACACGACGGUCGUCCUCACCACCACUUGGGUGGAGAUCUUCAACGACCCCCAGCUGCUCAGCUUCCACGCCGUUCCCAGCAGGGACAUCCGUAUUGCAGGCGUCAUGAGCAUCCUUGUGGGUGCGUUCACCGCCCGUGCACUGCUCGGAGUGGCAGGUGGCGGUGGAACAGUCGGUGUGCUGUGCGGAUUGAGGCUGUUGCAGGCCGUGUGGUGGGGUAGCAUUCCUGAAAAGGCCAUCAUGCUGUAG